CUAUUUUUGAACCAGCGCUAAAUUUGAUUGAACUGGAAGAAAAAGUAUGCCAAGAAAAAAGGCCAAGGCAUCAACACGUGCCAAACCAGUGUUACCAGACGGAAAUGAAGGGGAUACGCUAUCUGAACAAGAGAAGCAAGAAAAACUAGAUGCAUUUCUAGAAGAUCUUGAUAGUAAAGUAAUUGAAAAGAAGUUAAAAUUGGAAAAACUUAUACAUAGUGUUUUGAACCACAUAGAGGCAUGUUAUACACAGGAAAUAAAGAGAUUACCUUUGACCAUAAGACAGAUGAAACUCAGUGAUUUCAUAGCCUUAGGAGGAACAGUAGAUGCAGUAUUGAAUAAUCCAGAUAUAUGUGAAGCUGAUGAUGAUUUUGAUCCAGCACAGAUGAAAUGUGUUUCUACAGUAAAAAGAGCAUGUGCAAAAUCGAGACUCAAUUCUAUUAGAAUGUAUGAUACUAUAUCAGAGGAAGGCCCAGCAGAAAAUAGUAUGAUGGCAUCAACAAAGAAAAAGAAUGGAGUAAAGAAGGCGAGGAAAGGAAAGAACAGUAGCAUUCUAGCCAACAUAUCUAAUACCAUGCCUCCACCAAGUAUGCCUCCACCUCCAUCCUCAGCGUAUAGAAAUGGGUAUUUUACACCUGUGAAUAGAGGUUUAGCAGCUGCAGGAUGGGAUACCCCUAUGAUCACCCCCAAAUUUGACCCUAGAUUACCUGUUACCCCAACUCAGAUGAGAGAUGCUAGACCAGGGGAACUGUACAUGUCAUUAGGUGGUAGUCCUAUUAGAGAUCCAGUAUCCAUGAUGCAGAAUGUUUUAAAAGAUAAAGAACGUGAACUCUUGGAACAGUUUGAAUCUCCAGAAAGAAUAAAGGAUGUAUUGAGUGCACUAUCAGACAUUAUAGGGAAAGCUAAAGGGAAUGGGGAAUAGCGGAUGAAACUUAUUGUAGUUUUUCUUAAAUGAUUCUGUUUAUGUACAGUACUUAUUUUAAUUUAACAUAUUUUUUAUACAUUGAGCAAUAUAGACUUUUAAUUUUCUUUGAUGCAAUAUUCAGAUUUUAUUGCAUCUAGUUCAGUUAUUAUGUAUAAAAACAGUACAUCUAGACUGUAUGCAUGACAUCACAUUAUAUAGUCAAUUACUUUAAUAUCGUGUUUUACAUUUAUAGUUGAAUGGAUCAGGGCUUUUCCAUUUCAACUAGAAAAGUUUUAAGGAGAACUACUGGAGUCACCUCCAUGCAUGGUUUCUUAAACUACAUAACAAUAGACUGUAUGAAGAUUUUUUGAUUACUUCUAUUGGUGAAAAUUGUCUGGUUUUCCUGUGACGAAAACAAAAUGAAAUGGAAAAGCUCUCAUCAUACUAACUGUUACUAUCAUGCUUUCGUGCUUUUACGUCUUCUGUUUUCUAUACAGUCUCUGUGAGAUUUGUCAACCUUUUUAUCUGUCAUUUUUUUCCUUGUAUAUCAUUAUGUAUUACAUGCCUUAUUGUAAACAAAAAUAUUAACUGGGACAUGAUAUUGUUUAAACACGAAAAGGAAAACCAAAACAUUUUUGUUGGACUUUAAUACGUAUUAAUGAACACAUUAGCUGCACCCCAACAGUUUCAUUUUUUGCUGAACAGGUGUUCCAUGCUUAGAAAAACCCAAGGAAAAGGGAUAUAUGGAUAUAUUGUUUUUAUAUUUUAUAUGGUGAAAUAUGUGCAUGAUGAAAUGCCUUCCAAAUAACCCAUUUUAUUUUUGCAACAAUUUCAGUACGUACAAUAUGGGUGUAUCAUGCUUACUGCUUAGAGAACGACCAUUUAACUUCAAGGGGGGGGGUUAUGGUUUUUUUCCUAAAAAAAAUAUUCUGAUCUCCAAUUUGAUGAAAAAAAAUAUUGUGGUCAAGCAGAUGACAAAUAAAAAUAUUCUGAAUCCAGAUUAUCACCAUACCUUAUAGUGUCAAAUUUUGAAAAAAAAUAAUUUGAUUGAUAGCAUCGAAAAACUAAAAAAAAAAUGUUUACGCUUUUGCGAAAAAAAAUUUCUGACUCAGACAAAAAAUCAUACCCCCCCCCCCCCUUGAAGUUAAAUGGUUGCUCCCUUAUUGUGUGAUUUGUUCACUUUAUAAGAUAAAAUGUAUAUGGACUCGUCAUGUCCUUAUGAAACGGAAAAAAUUUAUAUGUUGAGUUUCACAGAUUUUUACAUUGCCUAUCAUAGGUCAAAGAUUUUAUAGUUGACAAUUUGGUUUUACCAAAGAUCUAUCAAUUCUGUGUAAGUAUUACUAUAUUUAUAUUUCUUACAUGGUGUAUUGAUUUUAAUGCAUUUUGUAGAGGUAAUUUUUCAUGAAAAUAGUUCACAUAGAACAAAUAGAUAAGUAUCUUAAUGUGUAUAGGGUAUAUUCAAAUUAUAAUAUCUAUUCGUCUUUCCAAAUUUUCAGUAAUUUGAAUGGUUGUAUACCCGGUACAGAAAUGUUAAAUGUACUAUCCUUUGCUUAAGAUGAUGUUAACCAACACAAAUGUUUUAUUAUAAAUAGAUAAGAUUUGGGGUAAAUGUCAAUAUGAAAACACUCCAACAAGAUAAAAAAACUACAGAUAAACACUUAAAUAUUUCUCAAAUUUUUUAUAAUGAAUCUUAUAUUGCAAGUAUGUAUGGAUUUUCUUAGUUGUGAAAAUAAGUUUAAUGCAGUCUGCAUCAAUGACGCUUUUGGAGGAGGGGACCUAAAGGGUAAUUUGUAGAUUUUUUUUUCUUCAGAACAUGUAAAUUUUGUGCAAAUCAAAUACUAUUAAAGUCAUGCCUGAAUCACUAGUGUUUUAUACAAAAUCAAAAGGAGGUUAUAAGGUAGAUUUGCAAUACAUUUUGAUUUUUUUUAUUCAAAGGUCCAAAAAUGUAAUGCUAUCAUACCUUCUUCUUCUAGGAUUCUCUCAAAUAUUUAGAUCAAGCAUUCUUAUGUAAAUGUGUGAUUGUUUAGAAAAUAUAUAUGCUGAGAAAAUGCUGCGUUUUUUUUUUUUACGUCAUAUUUUUUUUUAUGCAAUGAACAAUUCUUUCUUUAUUGCUGAGUUGAAGAAAAAGACAAUUCAGACAAGUUGUUUGAAAAUAAAUAUUGUAUAUCUAUACUUAGUCUAAAAUAUUGUCCUCAGUUAUCGAAUAUUUUAUUGUAUGCAUUUUGAUAUAACUUCAGAAUGUAUGCUGUCUUUUAAAUUAUCCUCACAAUCAAAGAUUCUCUUAUGACCUUGCAAAUUAACUAGGGAUGUCAACGAGUACUAGAGUAUUCGAGUAUUGCUCAGUAGUACAGAGUAUCGAAUAUCAAAACGAUACUUGACUUAUCAAUUUUUUGUUAGAAUAUUGCUGUCUUCUUUAUAUAAAAUUGAUCUUCUUGAGAACCUCUUUUUGAAAAUUAAAUAGGCAUCACUGAUUAAUCAUUCUAGUAAAUAAAAUACAUUUUGUUUCAAAUGCUUGUGCUAACUUGCCAUUUAAAAUGCCUCCGAAAAUAUGUGGGCUAUACCUAGGCCAACACUUUAAAUUAAACAUGUCUUAGCCAUUCCGUCACAUCAGUACUGUCAGAACCAAUAUUUUCGUCUGCAAGACUAAUUUACAAGUUGCAAACCGACUGUCCCCAAUAAUACUUGACAAGAAAAGGUUUCCAAAUAAAAUAAAUUUGUUGCAUCCUCUGAUGAUCCUCAGUUAAUAGUUAAACUUCUAAUCCUUACGCCAUUGUAAACAUUAAAUGUGUUUUCUUAACAAUUACCAAAUACUAUUGUUUGAUAUGGUUUUUCCUUGUUAAAAUUUAAAUAGGUGUUCAUUAAAUUAUAUUGAUUAGAUUAUUGUUUUUUACUAAAUUAGUACUUGUAGGUACUGAGCUACUAAUUAUGGUGUGUAUUUCCUUGUCCCAGAUACUUAUGUAGAUGGCUUUUCGUCCGUCGAACAACAAACCACAGAAUAUUAAUUACGUAUUUUUGUGUUUCUGUGUUGUAGAUAUAUUCACAAGCGAGUACUCAAGUAUUGCUCGAUAAAACCAACGAGUACUCGAUUAGUAAUUGUUCACCGAGUUGACAUCCCUAAAAUUAACCCAAAAUAAUUAAGUUAUAAUACCGUGAUAAAUUGCAAUGUUUUUAAACUUCUGAACAUGGACUUUCAAGAAAUGUAAAUACAAGCUUAGAGUAGACUUUGAUGUCAUUAAUAGCCUUGAUGACAUAGUGUAGACUUUGAUGUUGUUAAAAGUCUUGAUGACAUAGUGUACACUUUGAAGUCAUUAAAAGUCUUGAUGACAUAGUGCAGACUUUGAUGUCAUUAAAAGUCUUGAUAACAUAGUGUAGAAUUUGAUGUCAUUAAUAGUCUUGAUAACAUAGUGUAGAAUUUGAUGUCAUUAAAGUCUUGAUGACAUAGUGUAGACUUUGAUGUCUAAAAGUUGGGCCAUAUGGUUAUUUUGACAGAUUUUGAGCAGAAAUAAACAAAUAUCAGGAAUUUGUUUGUUAAAUUUAACACUAUAUACACUUCAUUUGUGCUAAUCUUUGUGGGCAGGCUAUUUGGGACAGUGGGAUCUUUUCUCUUUCAUAACAUGAUUGAGACAUAGUCAAAUUAUUUUGGAAGUUCACCAUUUAACUGAAUUUAUUGUCAUUUCAUAGCUGUAUCAUACUAUUAAUUUUUUAUAUAAAGCAUUUCCUUUCCAUGGUUAUACUUUUAUGUUCAUGAAAAGGAAAUAUUUCAAACCAAAAUUUCAGUCUUUUCUUUAAUUACAUAGAUUCAACAUUUAAUAAUGCAAGUUUGAGAAAUUUUUAGAUAAACUGCAGUUUAGGACCAAAUUGACCGAAAUUGUACUCACUCCUUCAAUUAUGAUUGUACUGUUGAAUUUAAUUAUAUUGAUGGAUUAAGACUACUAAUUUAGCUAAAUAAGUAUAUAUGUAUAAAACCAAACUAUUAUAGACAAUUUGUUUGAUGUAUUUUGAAAAGUGGUAUAAAGCAAUACCUCUUUAUACAGUCUCAGUUUUAAAAAAUAAAUAAUCACCAAGUAGA
Molecule: messenger RNA, 4973 nt
Organism: Mytilus californianus (California mussel)
Lineage: Eukaryota; Metazoa; Mollusca; Bivalvia; Mytilida; Mytilidae
Product: borealin-like
Exons: 10
Coding region: 47-922 (291 amino acids)
Biological process (GO): mitotic sister chromatid segregation
Cellular component (GO): chromosome passenger complex; spindle midzone; chromosome, centromeric region
Source: RefSeq, a predicted model, not a curated record